UUAGGGUUCCUGUGGAGAAGGGCAAUGGCGACCACGCUGGCCAAGAGGCCAAAGCUGUCGGGGCUGGGCGAGUCGCCAGGCGCUCCAAGCGCGGCGCCAUUCUCAUCGCCCUACUCGCCCAUCUCGCUCACAUUCACCCUCAACGUUAUUUCCUGUGGCUUCUGCAAGGAGGUUCUCGUCAGCUGCAUUUACCAGUGCCGGAACCAUCACCUCGUCUGCGCGCAUUGCCGCAACACCGAGCGGAGGUGGUGCUCAUGCCCCGGCACCGUCGAGAGCUUCCGGAACGAGGCGCUGGAGCGGCUGGUUGGCUGCUUCUCCGUGCUGUGCUCCAACUCGUCCUUUGGCUGCCCGGACGCGUUCCCAAUCUAUGCGCGGCGAGCUCACGAGGCCAGGUGCUCCUUCGCCCCCCGGAGGUGUGCGAGCUGCAGCUUCACCGGCGCGGCGUCGCAGUUUAGCUCCCACUUCAGCGACCACCACCGCUGGAACAUCAUCGACAUCCCGGACUACAACGUCGAGUUCGGCAUGGCGCUCAAGGGCAGCGAGGCGAGGGUCAUCCCCGUCCGGAUUGGAUCGUCCGAGGCGAUGUUCCUCAUCCACUUCGAGCAGCAGGGAUCCUCCGGCCGCCUCUAUCCGUCCGAGGUUGCUCGCCACCAGGAGAACGUCAAGGUGAGCAUCUCGGUUUUCAAGGGCGGGGAGGUGGAGCUGUGGAUGAAGUGCGUGCCAAAGAGCAUGGCCAAGGCGGAAGCAGGGCCGUAUUUGUGCGUUCCAGACUACUGUCAUCUUCCUGAUGGACGCAUAUGGACCGAGAUUUGCAUCAAGCGCGGCUAGAACAGCGCUAGCCUACUCGAGAUUCCGCUUUGGUUUUUUUUUUUUUCUUGGCUCAUACCCGGAAGAUCAGCGUAGACUUUUCAUUUGUAGCACAUGUAAAUAGACUUGUGAGACGUGGUGCUCGCAAUACGCGUGAAGGAACGCUUCUCAGCGUUUUUUCGUUGUCGUUUCGUAGAAGCUUUUCUUCGUCAAACAAGAUCUCCAAACAGUUGCUCUCC
Selaginella moellendorffii is the source of this 1046-nucleotide messenger RNA. Its product is annotated as E3 ubiquitin-protein ligase SINAT2. Bases 25 to 828 code for a protein of 267 amino acids. Gene Ontology annotation, molecular function: zinc ion binding. The record is from RefSeq and is a predicted model, not a curated record. The transcript is spliced from 3 exons. Lineage: Eukaryota; Viridiplantae; Streptophyta; Lycopodiopsida; Selaginellales; Selaginellaceae.